Molecule: messenger RNA, 1851 nt
Organism: Ambispora leptoticha
Lineage: Eukaryota; Fungi; Glomeromycota; Glomeromycetes; Archaeosporales; Ambisporaceae
Source: the annotation of a GenBank genome assembly
AUGCAAAUUUUCGUGAAAACACUCACCGGAAAAACAAUCUCUUUUGAAGUUGAAUCUUCGGAUACAAUCCAUAACGUCAAAGCUUCAUUAGCUUUAUUAAAUAAAUUGACAUCGGAGAACUUUGACAGCAUUUCUGAUCAAAUUAUUGAUUAUGCCAACAAAUCUCGCAACGAAAAGGAUGGUCGGACUUUAAGAACAGUCAUCCAACUCAUUUUACUCAAAGCAUAUGAUGAGUCUAAUUUCAGCCAGUUGUAUGCGCGGCUUUGUAAGAAGAUGAUGGAACGAAUUGAUCCGGAAAUCUUGGAUGAGAAUGUAAAGAGUCCACAUGGUAAUCAAUAUGUACAAGGUGGAACAUUGUUUAGAAAAUAUUUACUAAAUCGUUGCCAAGAGGACUUCGAAAAGGGUUGGAAAUUAAAUAUACCAGUACCUAGCAAUGAAAAAGGAGAGCCCGAUCUUUUAUCCGAUGAGUGUUACGACGCUCAGGAAACUAAACGUACAGGUCUCGGCCUAAUCAAAUUCCUUGGCGAACUCUUCAAGCUCACUAUGCUCACCGAAAGGAUCAUGCACGAGUGUAUAAAGAAACUGCUCUGUAACGCCUUAAAUCCAGAAGAGGAAGAGACGGAAAGUCUUUGUAAAUUGCUUACUACUGUUGGUAAGCAACUUGAUCAUCGAAGGGCUAAGGUACACAUGGACGUCUAUUUCAAUAGGAUGAAAACUAUGAGCAAUAAUCCUAAUUUGAGCAAUAGAAUAAAGUUCAUAUUACUGGAUGUCAUUGAACUCAGAAAUAACAAUUGGGUUCCAAGACGUAAUAAUGAUGCACCAAAGACAAUUGCAGAGAUCCAUGGAGAUGCUGCUAAACAGAAAGAGGAGGCUGAAUUCUUACGGCGGACAGCUAGAAGGGGUUUACCGAGACUCGACCAACAAUUAUCUCGACUUGGCUCAGGGCGACGGGAUACACGUGACAAAGGAACACACGGAGGAAAUGUUCCAGCUAACGCAGAUGGUUGGGGCACAAUUGGAAGCUCUUCAUUAGCAUCAAGAAAAACUGGUGAUUUGUCCAAAUUUGGCUCUGUUUCACGAAGUGAAGUGUCAGCAUCAAGAAAAACUGGUGAUUUGUCCAAAUUUGGCUCUGUUUCACGAAGUAAAGUGUCGGCAUCAAGAAAAACUGGUGAUUUGUCCAAAUUUGGCGCUGUUUCACGAAGUAAAGUGUCUGGUCUAAGCUUAGCUUCACAAGAGUCAUUCGCUGGUCUUGCUGGGGGAUCGAAAGGCUGGAAAACAGAUAGCCGAGAUCGCGAUAACAAGUCUUCGGUAACGAGUUCAGUUCUUGCCAUCACAAGUAGCACCAGUGUAUAUAACGUGUUAUCAUCACAUACCGAGAAUAUUGAAGGAAGGAAAAGUACAGAAGGUGCUUCCACCACUACCGAGUCUGCAAAGUUAGUUGAAUCAUCUUCAACUCUUAAUCCUCCACAAGAGCGAAGGAAAUUGCAGCUAUUACCAAGAUCAACUCAAGGAAAUACCCCCAUUAAAUCUACCGAUGCUCUUAUCAAGGAUACUUCAUCAACAUCUACGGUCUUGGAUGUAGAGGAGGUAUCUAAACACAUGAAAGAACUUCCUCCCCAAUACCUAUCAGAAGCGAUGCUAAGUUUCAUAAAUGAGAGCCUUUCCGAAUCAAAAACCAUGUUAGCCUAUCUUGAUGCUUUGAAGUCGGAAAUUGGGAAAGGAGCACUCGAGAGCAAAUUAAAAGACUCUUCCUUCACGAUAAAAACGAUCUUUCCUAAAGUUAUCCCAGAACAAAUUAGUAAAGUUUUGGACAAACGUGAACUCUCUAAAAUACGGAACAUCAAUAAAUAG